CGCCCGCCUGCAGGGGUUCCGGGACCGGCCACCAUGUGCGGGCGCACGUCCUGCCACCUGCCCCGGGACGUCCUCGCGCGCGCCUGCGCCUACCGCGACCGGCAGGGCCGGCGGCAGCUGCCCGAGUGGCGGGACCCCGACAAGUACGCGCCCUCCUACAACAAGAGCCCCCAGUCCCACAGCCCCGUGCUGCUGUCGCGACUGCACCUGGACAAGGGUGCAGACUCAUCGGAGCGUGUUAUCGCCCCCAUGCGGUGGGGUUUGGUUCCAUCGUGGUUUAAAGAAGAUGAUCCUUCCAAGUUGCAGUUCAACAUGACCAACUGUCGCAGUGAUACCAUAAUGGAGAAGAAGUCAUUCAAGGUGCCUUUGGGAAAGGGAAGGCGCUGUGUGGUGUUAGCAGACGGGUUCUACGAGUGGCAGCGAAGUCAGCUGUCGAGCCAGAGGCAGCCCUAUUUCAUCUACUUCCCCCAGGCCAAGACAGAAAAGUCAGGCCAUGUUGAUGCUGCAGAACAGCGUGAAGACUGGGAGAAAGUGUGGGACAGCUGGCGCCCCCUGACCAUGGCUGGCAUCUUUGAGUGCUGGGAGCCCCCUCAGGGAGGAGACUGCCUGUAUUCCUACACCAUCAUCACUGUGGAUGCCUGCAAAGGCUUGAGUGACAUCCACCCCAGGAUGCCUGCCAUCCUAGACGGUGAUGAGGCCGUUUCCAAGUGGCUUGACUUCGGGGAGGUCUCGACUCAGGAAGCCCUGAAGUUGAUCCACCCCACAGAGAACAUCACCUUCCACCCCGUCUCCUCCGUGGUGAACAACUCGCGAAACAACACCCCCGAGUGUGUGACUCCUGUUCACUUAGUAUUGACAAAGGAGCCUAAAGCAAGUGGCAGUAGCCAGAAGAUGUUACAGUGGCUGACCACAAAAUCACCCAAAAAGGAAGACCCCCAGACACCGCAAAAGGCAGAGUCAGAUGUGCCCCAGUGGUCCAGCCAGUUCUUGCAGAAGAGCCCACUCCCUGCUAAGAGAGGGGGCGCAGGACUCUUGGAGCGAUGGCUGAAGCAGGAGGAGCCCCUAGCCAAGCGGCCUCACAGCCAGUAGGGUGAGCCUUGCGGACACCACGGCUGCCCCAGGGAGACCAAGACCAUCGUGUUCUGCAUUAAACAUGGUGGCCAUGGCCUCAGAUCGUAUGGCGGGUAAGACAAGCAACUGACCCAGGUUCGAUCCCUGACAC
This is a messenger RNA of Sorex fumeus (smoky shrew), 1222 nucleotides long. It is a transcript of the gene HMCES, whose product is annotated as 5-hydroxymethylcytosine binding, ES cell specific. The record is from RefSeq and is a predicted model, not a curated record. Gene Ontology annotation, biological process: DNA damage response. Gene Ontology annotation, molecular function: single-stranded DNA binding. NCBI's taxonomy places the organism in Eukaryota, Metazoa, Chordata, Mammalia, Eulipotyphla, Soricidae. Bases 34 to 1089 code for a protein of 351 amino acids. The transcript is spliced from 6 exons.